UGCAACUUUAUAUCUUACCUGCUCUACACUCAGGGCUUGAAUUACAACAACAGUCAAUCACAUAAAAAAAUAUACUUUUGGUAGUUCUGUGUCUCUGUCUCUCUCCUCCAAACCCAGAUGGCUGCUGGUACUGAACCGCAGCCAUCUAUAUAACCCUGGACUAUGCUUCUGAAGAUGAGAGUAAGAUGGGAGUCUCUGAGAGUAACUAGGUGAGGAGCUGUUAAUGCCUUCAUACAGCAGCUGCUAUAAGUUUGAACAGUUCUAUAUUGUAAACAGAGCCAAUUUUACACCGUAUAAUUACCAUAGAAUUUAUUAGUUUCAGAUUUUUUUUAGUCAUAGCAUAUGAUCUGAUUUAUUCUUUACUGCUAAACAAAACAAUGUUUGGUUUCUCAAACUGUCCAUAAUUGCUCGUGAUAAAUUCAUUGGUUUCAGGAUGCACCUUCUGUAUCUUCAAACAAAAAAUCAGAACAAAAUUAUAAUAAUUAAAUACAUUUUUCAGAAGAAAGCCAGAUCUUGAUACAUGCUGGUUUAACAUAAGGAUCUAAAAUAUGUCACACUAUGUUGUUGGUUGAAUCUCAGAUUUGUUUAACAUAUGCAGAUGCAAGUGUAAAACCAUUGCUUCAGUGGUGGACCUUGGCUGGUGGUGUGUGAGGAAACAUGUUUUGCCUUUGCUUCAAAUAAAUAACUAAAUACUUUUUAAAAGAGGAAUUUCCUGUAAAUAAACAAAUGCAAUAAAACUCGGUCCUUUGUCACUGUAAAUGUUUCACUGAAAUUCCAUCAAAAAAAAAAGUCAGAACUCUCAUCACCUGACCACUUUUUAGCCAAUGAGCUGUUUUUCACCCCUCCCCCCUCACUUUGUGACUUCGAGUUGAGGAGUAGCAACACUUUGCUGGUGUGGAGAAGCCAACAGGUAACUUUAAACUUUAGAAUUUUGCCAGCUUUGUAGCCCAGCAACCAGUCAGAUUUAGUUUUGUUGAGGUUUUUCUUUGGUGUAUAUUCCUUGAUUAAGUUUUGUAUUUCAAUGUAAUUCUCAUGCUAAAGCUAGCUUUUUUGAUGACACAUGGUUGUGUAUUUAAUUAGUCAAGGUUAAAUACCUAGUCUAACGCACACCUUUUUAGUUCAGUUUAACUGUAGUAUUUGAAAAUACUGAUGUUAUUAUUUAUUUAUCCCACUGCCUCCAAAUUUUAAGCAACGCUGAAAUAUAGGUGACACGUUAUUAAUGAGACAUUUCAGAUAACCGAGGUAGCUAACAUUUAACUCUCUGGAGUGCGGAUUAUAUGGCCAAUUUACGGUGUAUCAGCAAGAUGCGUAUAUAACAGUUUUUUAAAAUGUGUUUAUAGGCCAAGUAAAACCAGAGUUAUGAUACAUAAUUUAAGCUUAGGGUUAGGGUUAGAACACCUGUAAAGGAUCCGUUUUUACUGUAAACUAUUUUCCUGAAAUAUUACAUAAAUUGUACUUUUUUUUUUCUUUUUCUGAGACAGUGUAUUGCAAUGCGGCCCCCGAGAGCAAAAAUUAAACCGAAAGAUGAAGCAGUAAAAUUUGCAUCUUUGGGGCAGGACAAAGAUGGAUUUGAAGUGAAAUUCAUAAAUUCAGUAAAAGGUCAAGGAAUGUUUAGUAGGUGCAACUAUAACAAAGGAGACUUCCUUCUGGAAUAUCGCGGAGACGUUGUAACCAAGAAGGAAUAUGAAAAGAGAACAAGAUUGUACCAUGACGCCUUAAAGGUUUUUCUUUUUGAAUUCCGGUACAAUGGAAAACAAUUAUGCAUUGAUGCAGCCAGAGAGGAUGGCUCCUUGGCCAGACUGGUGAAUCACGAUCACGUGAGCCCAAACAGCAAAAUGAGGACAAUCACAGUAAAUGGACAGCCUCAUCUCUGUUUAUUUGCCAUAAAGGACAUCAAGCUGGUGGAAGAAAUAACAUACAAUUACGGUGACUCUGACUGGCCAUGGAGAGUAAAGGUUUCAGAGCACCCUGACUGUUCUCAAGCUGAUGUGCCCAUGGCAUCGUCGUCCCUUAAAGAUGAUGAGCAGAACUGCAAACAUGAUGUGGUGUAUUCGUCAGAGAAAAUGUUGAAAAAAAUUGUGCCUUUUGUAAUGCAUAUUUUCCUGCUUUCAAGUUGAUUUGCGU
Molecule: messenger RNA, 2124 nt
Organism: Neolamprologus brichardi
Lineage: Eukaryota; Metazoa; Chordata; Actinopteri; Cichliformes; Cichlidae
Source: RefSeq, a predicted model, not a curated record